AUGCCUUAUGAGAUAUUAACGGGUGAACAAGAGUAUCAGCUCCCUGCACAGAAGGGGCUCAAGCUCAAUACCUCCUGGGGGGAGAUCGCCAGAUCGCUUAUUAGCGCCGUAGGCCUGGUUGUUGAUGAAGUUGCGAGCGGAACCAUCCUUGCCCAAGGUGUUCAUGUCGGUACUUUGGGCACGCCAGUGAGCGCCGGGGUAGGGAGAACCGGCGAGGUAGGUGGGCAGAAGACGGUAGUCGCCAGGGCCAGCCUUGACAAGCCAGAGGAAACCGGGACCAAACAUGGCGGAGGCUGUGAUGACAAAUUCUCGACGGAGGGUCUCGAUGGAAGAGAACGAAGCCUCGAGUUCGUUGCGGAGAGCAUCGGGCAUGGGGGUGCCGGUCGGGGAGAUACCCUGGAAGAAGAAGUGGUUGUUGUGCGCCAUGGAGGCAUAGUUGAAGAUGGGGGCCUGGUUGGGCUCUCGAGCUGUCAUGAGAGCAAUGGUCUUUGUGUCCUUAUCCUCGAGCUCGGUGCCUGGACGGGUGUAUUUCAAAGCAUUCAACUUCUCCACCAUGAGGUUCAUGUACUGGGUCCAGGCGAGAGAGAAACCUCCAGGGCUCAUAAGGUUGGGAACACCCUCGGAAUAAUUGUGUGGCAGCUCGGGAACAUGAUGGAUCGAACGGCGGGUAUUGACCAUGGGUCGCAUGCCAAGGCCAAAGGCCAGACGAGGAACCCUUAG
Fusarium venenatum is the source of this 720-nucleotide messenger RNA. NCBI's taxonomy places the organism in Eukaryota, Fungi, Ascomycota, Sordariomycetes, Hypocreales, Nectriaceae. The record is from RefSeq and is a predicted model, not a curated record.